Molecule: messenger RNA, 2799 nt
Organism: Trichomonas vaginalis G3
Lineage: Eukaryota; Parabasalia; Trichomonadida; Trichomonadidae
Product: heteropolysaccharide binding
Exons: 1
Coding region: 1-2799 (932 amino acids)
Biological process (GO): carbohydrate metabolic process
Molecular function (GO): starch binding; 4-alpha-glucanotransferase activity
Source: RefSeq, a predicted model, not a curated record
AUGAUCUCAGCAACAUCAGUAAAUGGAGUAAUUGUUCAUUUUCAUGUUAGAGUAUCAACAUCAUACGGUCAAGAAGUUCGUGUUUGCGGAAAUAUUCCAGAACUUGGAAUUUGGGACGCAAAGAAAGCCAUAAAGAUGCAAUUUGAAAACAAUUUAGAUUUCUGGUCAGCAGAUAUUAAGUUACCAAAAUCAAAUGAAGACCGUACCAUUGAAUAUAAGUAUGUUAUUGUUAAUGAUGACAAUAGCGAACAAUGGGAGCCAGAACAGAACCAUAAACUCGUUUUUGGAGCAAUUAAUGAUGAUUGUGUCAUCAAUAUUGAAGAUCACUUCCACUGGAGAGAUAAUGUCCUUGACGCAUUCAGCCGUGCUACAUUUGUUGGAGCCAUAAACUCUCGCGAAAACCCAGUUCAAAGCCAGCCAAUUACAUUCAAGAAGAAUGGAGCUCACAUUCAGACAUUCUUCUCUACAAAUUGCCCAUACGUUAGACCAAAACAGGUUGUCAGAAUUGUAGGCAACGUUCCAGAGCUUGGCAACUGGAAUCCAAAGAAUGGUCUCGUAAUGAGAGAUGGAUGCUUCCCAAUUUGGACAGCAAACAAAGAGUUUGCCAAAUCAUCUUUCCCAUUCGAGUACAAGUACGUCAUUGAAAACACAGAAGAUGGAACAUUUUUAUGGGAAGACUGCGAAAACAGAGUUUGCCCAGCUCCAGUUUCAGUUAACGAAAACUUAAUUGAUUAUGUUCAGGACUGGUUCAUCUGCCCGAACAAGAACCUCUUCAAAGGAAUGGGUAUUUAUGUUCCCCUCUUCUCCCUCAGAACAAACGAAUCACAAGGCAUUGGCUCAUACACAGAUCUUAAGAAAUGUGUCGAUGCUUGCAACAAGAUGGGCGCAUCUCUUAUCCAAUUACUUCCAAUCAACGAUACAACAGAAAAGGGUGAAUGGUGUGAUUCAUACCCAUACCGCCAAGUCUCAUGCUUUGCUCUUCAUCCAGUUUACAUCGAUCUCCUUGCAAUUACAGACAAGCUCCCAGCUGCAAUGAAGAAGGAAAUCCUUGAAGCUAAGGAAAAAUUCGAGAAGUACGAACAAGUAGAAUAUCCAGCUGUUUUUGCUUUCAAGAUGAAGUACCUCAAGAAGAUUUUCAAACUUGAGAAAGAAAACUUUGCCAAGAACAACCUUGACAAGUUCCUCGAGAAAACUGGAUCAUGGCUCAAACCAUAUGCUCUCUUCUGCCUCCUCAGAGAUGAAUACAAGACAACAGAAUUCCGUAAAUGGCCAAAGUACUCCACAAUUUCGCCAGCUGAACUCGAGAAAGUUUGCAAGGAGAAGAAGAACGAAUUACUCGAGAUCUACUGGAUUCAGUAUGUAGCUGACAAGCAGUUCAAGGAGUCAUACGACUAUGCAACAAAGAACCAUGUUGCCCUUAAGGGUGAUCUCCCAAUCGGCGUCAACAUUAACUCAGUUGAAUGCUGGGCAUUCCCACAGCUCUUCAGACUCCACAUGUGUGCUGGCGCUCCUCCUGAUGACUUCUCAUCUGAUGGACAAAACUGGGGAUUCCCAACAUACGACUGGGAAGCCAUGGAGAAAGAUGGAUUCGCAUGGUGGCGUUCAAGACUUACAAGAAUGGCUGAGCUCUACCAUCAACUCAGAGUUGACCACAUUCUCGGAUUCUUCAGAAUUUGGGAAAUACCACGCGAAACAUGCGUCAGAGGUCUUCUCGGUCAUUUCUUCCCAUCUGUUCCAUUUACACGUGAUGAACUCAACGGAAUGGGACUUUGGGAUAUCGACAGACUCACUAAACCAUAUAUCAGAUGGCAUAUCUUAUGUGAUAAAUUCCACGGCGAUGCCGAGUAUGUUUCUCACAAAUACUUCAACAGCAAAGGCUGGAAUGCUCAAGAUGAUUACUAUGAUUUCAAGCCAGAGUUCGAUAAUGAGAAGAAGGUUCUUCAAGCUCUUGAGAAUGACAAGACACUCUCAGAUGAAAAGCGCGAGCAUUACAAAUACUGCCUCUUCCAACUCAUUGGAAACGUUAUUCUCAUUGAAGAUCCAGAAAACAAAGGUCUUUACCACAUGAGAACUGAAGUCCUCAAAGAUCAUGUUGAAGCAACAAAGGAAGGACCAGUUGUCUACGUUUCAUCAUCAUGGAACGAACUCGAUGAAGGUCUUAAGCAGCGUGUCAAGGAAGAAGCUAACAAAUUCUUCUAUGAGAGAAUGACCAACCUUUGGGUCCAGAAAGCCCAACCAAAGCUCAACAUUCUCAAGAACGCAACAAAGAUGCUCAUCUGUGGCGAAGAUCUCGGUCAAAUCACUGCUGGAAUUAUCAAAGCAAUUGAUGAAUCUGCAAUCCUUUCUCUUCACGUUCAGAGAAUGUCAAAGAUUCCUGAAGAAGAUUUCGAUGAUUACCACAAGUUUGGUUAUCUCUCUGUUGCUUGCCCAUCAACACAUGAUACAUCAUCACUCCGCGGAUGGUGGGAAGAAACAAAGGCUACAAGAGAAAACUUCUGGUAUAACAUUCUCUUUAGACACGAUGCUUGCCCAGAAACACUUUCUCCAGAAGUUCAAGAAGAUAUCCUCAAGCAAAACAUCUGGUCCAACUCAAUGUGGGCCAUCUUCCUUCUUCAGGACAUCACAUCUAUCUUCCCAGAGUUAAGACUUCAGUCUGCAGAUGCCGAAAGAAUCAACAUCCCAGCCGAUCCAAAUCACAAGUGGCGUUAUCGUUAUCCAUACAAGCUUGAAGAGCUUAUUGCCAACGAUAAGCUUAACAGCCAUGUUAUGCAGCUUGUUCGCGAUUCACACAGAAUAUAA